Porites evermanni is the source of this 2568-nucleotide messenger RNA. Lineage: Eukaryota; Metazoa; Cnidaria; Anthozoa; Scleractinia; Poritidae. The record is from the annotation of a GenBank genome assembly.
AUGCGUUAUCUGCAAGAACCACCGUUUAACAUGGAGGCUCCCAAGAAAGAAAAGAAAACCAGAAAAGCCAAAAAUAAGACGGGAGAAGAAGUGGUUCAAACAGUGCUAAAAACUCCAGAACCUCAAAUGAUUGAGAAUGCAGAACCUCUUACAAAAGAAUGGACAGCACCCCAUUACACUACAGGUGAUAAAUUUAGGAUGCAGAAAUACCUGGACCCAGAACCUCAAAUGAUUGUCAAUGAACAACUUCCUUCCUAUGAGGAAAUGCAGCAGGCCUGCCGAGAUCUGUUCAAUGGUCCAAGUUCAAUGGAAACACAACCUGACCUAGCUCCCGUGCAUAUCAUAGAAGAAGGAGUCGCUGUGUUACCAGAUGGUCGACAAGUGGAAUGGUGGCCUGUAGAGGGGGAAUUCGAUGUACCUAAUUUAGAAGAACUGGCUUUGCAAGAAUAUCUGAUGGAUGCAAGCAAGCCUUUGCAUACCAACUUUGUCCUGCCUGAACAAGGACUUGCCAUUUGUUAUACAUGCCCAGUGUACUUUGGCAAUGCAGACAGCAAGCAGCCAGUGUUGGAUACCAUUUGUAACAGCAUUCAUCCCAAAAUCCAUGAACAAUGGGGAACCUUUGCCUGUCAUUGUGGAUUAGUGCCUAGACUCAAGCUGGGUCAAACAGCAAGAAAUCCAAACAAAGUGUUCCUAAGCUACCCUAAAGAGAGAGAAGCCAGAUGUAAUUACUUUCAGUGGAUUCACCAGGCACCUAAACCUGCUAAGGUCCCUAAAGCUUCUACACCCUCAGCUCUCAAGAAACGAAUACAUAAGAUGGUACAAGAAAGAUUACAGUUAGAGAAACGAUCAAAAGUAGAAGAAGGAGGAUUUAAAUUUCCUUAAAACUGUAAAAAUGAAAGCAUUAAACAUUGUGAUCCGAUUAAAAACGUGUCUUUACUUGUCUAACACCCUUGGGGAUUCUUGCCCAUUCUUGCCCAAUACCCUAGGGACCUUAGGAGUCUUAUAAAAUUGGGCCAAUUUCUGUUCAAAUCACAUUCUCUGUGGCGAUGGCUUGUGAAACGUGUAAAGAAGAUCUUGAAAUGAUGAACGUAGAUUUUGGCGGUCCUGACGGUCCUUUAAACACUCAAUUUUUGCUUCCUUGUUUUGAAGAAAAGAAACUCUGCCCAAGAUUUUAUGGAAAAGAAUUGGACAAGUCUUAAAAAGAGGACUCAAACGUAAAAUACCAGCAGCGAUUGGUCUGGCUGUGAAAACCAAAGCCAAACAAACCUAUAAAAAGAAACGACAACAUGUGAAAGACAUUUUAGGGGUGUAAACCAUGAGACAAGGACAAAAAUCACAAUCUCACAUAAGACAUCAACGAUUUGUAGGUCGUUACCAUUCACCUUAUCAACGUGGAGGCACUAUUUUUAGACAACCUCCCAACCCAUGGGGAUUCACUAAUUAUAAACCGUAUGAAAUAGAUCCAUGGAUUGCAAGAAAAGUAAGAAAACAAAAAGGAGGGAAAGUGCAUCCAGUCAUCUACCCUUGGAAAAACAAAGGACGGAAACGUAUAAAUAGACGGUGCAAACGGCGUUAAGCUAUCAGUCUGUCAACAUGUUGCUGAAUCUGUUUGACAUUCCCAACAUUGACUAUCGGUAUGAAGCCAAACGGUGGAUUCCUUUCAAACCGGCUAAUACUGGAACUCGUCCUAUUCUUUUUUACUGUACCGGCAGGGGAUGAUUAUUAUGAUUUGAAUGAAACCGAGCUAGAAAUCAAAGUGCAUAUGAACACCACAGGGACAAAAAAAGAAACGACAACAUGUGAAAGACAUUUUAGGGGUGUAAACCGUGAGACAAGGACAAAAAUCACAAUCUCACAUAAGGCAUCAACGAUCUAUAGGUCGUUACCAUUUACCUUAUCAAUGUGGAGGCACUAUUUUUAGACAACCUCCCAACCCAUGGGGAUUCACUAAUUAUAAACCGUAUGAAAUAGAUCCAUGGAUUGCAAGAAGAGUAAGAAAACCAAAAGGAGGGAAAGUGCAUCCAGUCAUCUCCCCUUGGAAAAACAAAGGACGGAAACGUAUAAAUAGACAGCGCAAACGAUGUUAAGCUAUCAGUCCGUCAACAUGUCCCUGAAUCUGUUUGACAUUCCCAACAUUGACUAUAGGUAUGAAGCCAAACGGUGGAUUCCUUUCAAAGAGGCUAAUACUGGAACACGUCCUAUUCUUUUUACUGUACCGGCAGGAGAUGAUUAUUAUGAUUUGAAUGAAAUGAUUAUUAUGAUUUGAAUGAAACCAAGCUAGAAAUCAAAGUGCGUAUGAACACCACAGGGACAGGAGGACUUUCCAAUGAUGAAAGAGGGGCUUCGGAUGGUAAUGAUACCAAAUAUGUCUAUUGCGUCAACAAUUUUGAUCAUUCUCUCUUUAAUCAAAUGAAUGUGUCUUUCAAUGGAGUGUUGAUGACAGAACAAAGCAAUGCCUAUCACCAGAAAGCUUACCUAGAAACCCUACAGAAUUUUAAUCGUCAAGAAGGAGAAACGACCUUGGCAGCUCAAGGAUGGGUGAAUGAACUCAAUGUCCUUAAGAAUUAA